ACGAAUGGUCCCUGCUGCCCAGCCCUCCACACUGGCUCCUGCUGCCUUCAGGGCGAUGGCCUUCCCUGCCAGGGGAUGCUGACAGGAGUGGCGGGUCCCAGGAGCUUGUGCCGGUGUCCCUAACCUUGUGCGGCAGGUCCACGGUGACUUUGCACUGCAGAGCUCUUACCCACUCCAAGAAUGCUUGUGCCAGUGCAGGCCUGAGGACCUGAGCCAGGCUGAACCCUUUAUCCCGUGUUCGAUUUUAGCAGUUCUGUGCCCAGAUGUUUGUGCUGAUGGGGUGGGGGAUUUCUGCUGUGGUACCAGUGGUGGGGUGCUUGUCCAGGCCAGGUGUGCCUGGCUUUCCAGCACAAACAGGGAAGGGUCCAGGCAAAUUGGGGUGGGGGCCAAGGCCUAGGAACAGCUCUCCUAUAGCCUGGCCAGGGUGGUGGUGCUCUGGAAACAUCUGCAGCUCCAGGGCUUGUAUGAGAUGCCCUUGGGUGGGCUGGGGUUGGUGGCAGCAGCAUGCUGGGCUCGUGCAUGUGAGGGCAGGAGCUGUUCCCGUACCUCCAUCCUGGCCUCUGGGCGUUGGCCCUGGUCACAGCAAAUGCUGCUCAAAGUUCACUGGCCCUCCUGGGCACACCUGAGCUGUACUUGCCACUGCUGGGUCCCCGAGGGCUGGGCUGUGGGCACUGGGCAUGGGGAGCAGCAGCCGGAGCAUGCGGGAGGGCAGCUCUCCCUUCUCCCCUCGUCUCACGCAGCUUUUGCAACCGUGAAAGCGCCUCCUGCAUAGGAGAGUGGUUACCUGGGGGAGGGAGCAAGGUGGCCCUGUGUGUGAGAGCCGGGUGGCCUUGGACUGGAUGAAUAUGGGGAACUGGUUCCCGCCCUGUCCAGAAGGAGGAAGGCGUCUCCCUGUCCCCAGACGAUGCGUUUUCCUCUCUCCCCCAUCUCGUGUGGCGCUGGGGCUGGUCCGUUCUGAGAAGAGCCCCUGGCUCUCUCAGCUGCUUCCCGGUGCUCCCAGCCCCGGUCCCGGCCCAGUCGGAAAGGAGAGGCGGUGGUGCUGGGCUGCAUGUGGGUAUCUGCUGUGGGUGGGAGGGAGUGUGUGGAACUGCAAAGACGAGUUUUUCCGACCUGGAAGGGUGGGUCACCGGGGGUGUUUGCAUGCUGCUGGCAGGCCCCUUGCCCAAUGGAGUAACACAUUCCUGCGAGCGUGUUGCUGCACGCAGGGCUGCUGCUUGCCAUGCUUGGCUCAGCUGCGGGCAGGCCGGCUCGCUCCGGGGGGAGAGAUGUCGUCCCCCUCCUGCUCGCUGGGGUCUGAGGGGGAGGAGGUGGAGAGCCCAGGGUGUUUCUGGGAGAAAUCCUCUCUGAUGUGGGGAGCCCGCUUACUCCAGGUUGGCUUUGUGCCAUCCUUCCUCUCCCUUCUUUUUGCCUCCUUUUACCUCCAGAAGGCACUGGUGCGGCAGAGCCACCUGCUCUCCCCUGAUCUCUGCCCAGGGUCUGUCACCAGCAGCUGGCUGGGGUGGAAAACCACUCACUUCCCUUCUCCGUUCUCCUUUCAGCAGCAAGAGAAGCUGCCUGUGAAGGGCAGGUGGAUGGGCCUGCGGAGCAAAGCUCUGGCAGCCGUGAGAGCUCUGAGGGGACUCGUGCUUGGCUUCCCAGGGUGCCCUGUCCUGCCUUCAGGAGCCUUGGCAGCCCCACGGUGUCAGGGAGCCCUGAGGGAGUCGUGCAGCCAUGGAGAUGAGGUGUGUGAGGGAGGCUGGAGAGCUGGCUUAGGGGGCACAUGGUGUCCUGGGGUUGUGGUAUUGGUGCUGCUGUAGCUGUGCAGGUAACCAACCCAUCUCUGGGGCAUGGCGGGCACAGCCAGAGCCUCACGGGGUUGGAAAACAUCUUCCACCCUCUCCUCUAGGAUGCUCCCAGCCCUGGACAGCAAUGUGAUAGCACUAUGGGUGAGAGAACCCCCGGAUGUGUUCCCUGGAGGCAGGAUGCUUUCAGCAAGCUGGAAGGCCAGGCAUCUGCUCUCCUGGGUGGGCCACGCUGACCUUCUGGCUGGCACAGCUGGCCGAGGCUGGGCUGGUGGUGGUGCCCGUGCCUGGCAUUCCCAGCCUGGUUCCAGGUCGUCUGCGUGGAGGCCAGGGGCGGCGGGGAGUGGUCCUUGGCAGGACGUCGUGUUUAGAAACUUGCAGGAAAGGGAAGCCACGAUGUCAUCUCCCGUCUGACCAGGAAGCGCAGGUUUCCUUCCCUUCGGCUCGCACAGGAGCCUGGGAAGCUGCUUCUCGGUGAGAGAGCUGGGGGUGCAGGCAGCUUGGGCACGGGGCUGGGGCAGGAUGGAGUCCUGCCGUCCCUCUGAGCGUGGCCUGGCCCGCUCUCCUGUGUGUCCCUUGCCGCUCUGUGUGAGCGCUGGCUCCCGCCAGCCUGUGUGUGCAGCUCGCGGGGCCUCGGAGCGCUCUGGGGGGCUCGCUGUCACCCUGCUGCAGCACCCCCUUCCCCACCUCCAGCCGUGCGUGAUUCACUCCCUGGCUCCUGCCUGAUGCUUCUCCAGUGGCUUUCCUUCACCCGUUCAUUACUGCUCUUGGCAGGGCCCUCGGAGCCGUCUCCAGCAGAUGCACGCGUGCAGUUGGAGAGCCGGGCACCUGAUGAGGUCAUGCCGAGCGAGAGGAGCCGGGCAGUUCAGCCCAGCCCCGCGUGGUUUGUGCUCUGACUCAGCCCUCGGCCGCCCUACCUGCUCGGGGAGUCUGGGCUGGCUGCGGUGAGGGGGAGCAGGGGGUCCCGCUCCUGGGCCGCUCCCUCCGGCCAGCUUGGCUUAAUCUCGGCAAUUCCCUCCUGGCCACUCCCUCACCAAAUGCUACUUCACCUGUUUGCUCAGCGCGGGGAGCGGAGGGGAGCGUGUCCCCUCUGGCAGAGGGAGGGGCGCCCUGUCAGCCUCAGGGGUGCCCGGGUACCCUUUGGGUGGGGAGACCCCACGUGGGGUUGCUGGGAAGGCUGGGGGGCCCUGUCUCCUGCCCUUCUCCCCACUCCUGGUUCCUUGGUGACUUGCUCUUGCAGGAAGGGCGGAUAGUGCUGGCUGUCCCCGGUGGUGCAGGGCCUGUGCUGGUGCCAGUGAGAUUCUCCUGUGCUUCCUUUGUCCACUGGUUGGAGCAGGGUAACUGGAGCCAGGACCGGUUCCUGGGGCUGCAGGUGCGGGACAGGAAAUGAUCUCAAGUGGCUUCCUUGGGAAGAGGGCUGUGGGGAGAGCUCUAUGCCCGGGAAUGGUCCCAGAUCCGUGUGCCCGGGUGCUGGGCUGGCACAGGUAGCUGCAGGUGCUUGUGCCCGUGGCCUGAUAAAGGGAGGCUGCCCCUAAUCCUGCUGGGAAUGCUGGCCGCCAGACUGCACUCUCUGCUUGGGGACAGCCAGCAGCGCUUGUGUGCUCUGGAGUAGCUCAUGUGCCCCUGGGAUGGGGAGCCACAGCAUGCGGUUUCCCCCACCUGCAGUGCCCUCGGCUUGGGCAGGCAGCCUCGGGUCUCACAGAGGGGACUUUGCUCCCUGGACUCCACCAGUAUGGCCCUUAUCUCUGGUGUGUUUGUUCUCUCUGUGGGAGAGAGGCAGCUGAAUGGCAAAGUUGAGCCUGGUGGAGGGUGGGGGGGACGGGUGAAGGGCAGGGACAUUGGCGUGGCUGGAGCCCGGGGGGCCGCGUUGACCUUCAGCCCUGCGCUAGCGUCCACUGAGCUUUGUGGCCGUGGGGACAGCUCAUGUGCCCCUUCGAGGUGGCCACUGUUCCUUGGGUGGAGCAGGGGGCUGCCCUGCAAUCCCCCCGGCUCACCUGCUCGCCUGGGGCCGCGGUGGCAGAGCCGGGGGGCUGCUGCCUCCCCCUGCCCGGGAGCCACUGGGGUGAAGCAGGAGCCCGCUGGCUUGCCGAAGCGUGGCCUGCCCCGGGAAUGCUCUGGCCCCAUUCCCAGAAUCUGGCGCUGGGUGUUUGUUUGCUGCUGCGCCCCCGAGGUCUGGUGCUACUGUGACAGGAAGCGGGGACGCCGGGGGGAGGGAGGCCGGCCGCCGGCUGGGGAUGUGCCUGUGAAAUCCCUUUGUCCCUGCCGAGCGCUCAGCUGCGAAUUCCCACAGCGAGGAGAGAGAGCCGCCUUUGUGCUGCUGCAGGGCUCCCGACAUGUGAAUCUCCUGGGCCUGGGGGUGUGAGCCGUGGGGCUGGUGCAGAGGGGCGGCGGGGACCCUGCUUGCUGCUGUCCCCAGGGCGGGGACCUUCGAGGCAGUGCCCCAUGGGAGCAGUGGGGCAGUGGGAUGCAGCAGGAUGUUGCUGGCAGGAAGGCUCCGGCCCUGUGGCCGUCCCGCUUGGGGGCUGCGGGCGGACAGAGUCUCUGCCCGGAGCCCGGCCGCUUGGCUGCCCUCCUGCGGUCCUCUCCUCCCUGAAAAUGCCGAGGGAAGCUCGUCUCCCUUCCCCUCGCCGUGGUGCUCCAUCCAGCCGGUGCAGAGGGUCGGCAGCUUCCCGGCUCUCCUGGAGGGAAGGAGCUCCUGGCAUGCUGUGUCCUGGCCGUGCUCGGAGGCGGGCGAGUGGCCCCUGGUGUGCCUGGGAGGACAGCUGCCCCGCCGCAGGAUUGCUGGCAUUCCAGCAGAACAAUCGCAGCUCUCCACAGCCGACCCUGCGCCGCUCCGUGCUCGGCUGCCUCACUCUUGGCCCUGCCGGGGUGGCACCGGCCCGGUGACCUCAGCGCAGCCAGGGACAGAUCCCUUCCCCGGGGGAUCGCCCGUGUUUCACAACGUCGGCUGUGUCCAGACCCGUCCUGCAGACCCGAUCGCUCUCUUCCCUCCUGCUUCCUCACUGUGGUGGCUGGGCUGUUUCUCCCAUGACUCUCUGCGUCUAGACCUGGCUGUCCCGUGCCUUUGCCAAUCAAACCUGAGCUUCCUCCUCUAACAGGAAGGAGCUGUGGAGCCAGGGCCAUCUCCCCAUCUCUUACCACACCAAGGAGGAGGGAGCAGAUAAGUGACAGGGCCCUCUCCCUCCGCCCUUCCCUGGAGGAAGCGGUGGGAUAUGGGUCACUUCUUGUUCUUCAGGAGUGUCCCCUGCCCCACCCCAGGGACAUGCCCUCCCCUCCUGCACUUCCUGCCCACAGCUUUUCCUUACCCAUGAGGUUUUCCCUCAGCCCACAGCAGCUCUUCUGAACCUGGCUCAGCCCCACCUGUUUGGUGUGCUGGGGGGAGCUUCUGGCCCCACAGUGACAUUUUUCCAGGCUUUAACGCUGGGGCAGUUUGCAUCUGAGUCCUGCUCCAGGACCCUCUUGCCAGCUCUCUGGUGAUGGGUGGGAGCGGGUGUUAAUGCCGUAAGAUUUUUUUUUUUUUUUCCCCCCUGUUCUGAAAAUCUGUCUUAAUGAAAUCAGUCUCUUCUGACCCCUCUUCUCUCCUCCUUUCCUCCCCCAAAAUC
Corvus hawaiiensis (hawaiian crow) is the source of this 5383-nucleotide messenger RNA. RefSeq lists its product as uncharacterized. NCBI's taxonomy places the organism in Eukaryota, Metazoa, Chordata, Aves, Passeriformes, Corvidae. The record is from RefSeq and is a predicted model, not a curated record. The transcript is spliced from 3 exons. Bases 840 to 1796 code for a protein of 318 amino acids.